Gaeumannomyces tritici R3-111a-1 is the source of this 2101-nucleotide messenger RNA. RefSeq lists its product as hypothetical. NCBI's taxonomy places the organism in Eukaryota, Fungi, Ascomycota, Sordariomycetes, Magnaporthales, Magnaporthaceae. The transcript is spliced from 7 exons. Bases 86 to 1942 code for a protein of 618 amino acids. The record is from RefSeq and is a predicted model, not a curated record.
CCAUGCUACGGCGUCGCUCGACCUCUUGGCUGUGACACUCCACAAGCGUCCGCUGAGAACAGAGGCCUCGCGGUGUUCAGCGAUCAUGAACGAAGAAAUUAUCCAAGUUGCCUUCACCCUCUUCGGAGUCUGCGUCCUCGUCGUGCUCGGAAUCGCCUCGCUCCUCGUUGUGCUUCCCCUUGGCGCUGGCCGCGCUGUGAACGAGCCGAUGGCACAUACGCAGCCUGGGGAGGCCCCGGCACGCGGAAACCUGCUUACUCGGGCGUCGAUCACGUUCGCGGGCUCUUUUGUUUGGGAACCUGAAGCCGACGCAAACCAAGGCGUCAGCCCGUUGCUCGCCAGCCUGGCCCCAAUGAGAAUUCCUGUCAAGUGGAUCCUCUUGAUGCUUGCAGACGGCAUAGAUGCGGAAACAUUGGAGCAGCUGAAGCGCCUGCCUGGAGGCCAAACUAUCCUCAGCCUUCAAGAUGAGGCCAUGAGCGACCCUGCCAAGUUUGCGCAACUCGAGAAGAUAUGGAUCGAUCACUUCAGGAGGGUCAAGAAGGAGGUGGACGGGUAUUGCGAACUAAUGGGAUACGAGGUGGCCCACGUCACAUUCUCGGUGGCUCAUUGGUGUCACACCGAGGGGAUGCAGAGAGUGUACCAUGAUCUCCUCCGCCGUGUAUUCACCGACCUGCCUGAAUCUGCCUUCCACUACACCGGGGAGGCCAACAGCGCCGCUCGCUGUUUGAUUGAGGAGGAUCUGAAGUUGCCAAAUUCCAAGUUGUCCAAGAUUGCUGGCGACAGAAGGACCUUCCUGUUCUUCGACCCUGGUGGGAGCUCUCUUGGUAGCUCACUCAUUCUGCUACACCGGGAUGGGAAUCAGAUGAGGAACGAGAAUGAGCCGGCGGCCAUGCUCGAGAUUCGGGAGUCCGGCUGCUUUGGGGGAAGCGAAGUCUGGGAGUGGGCGAUUGUUGAAAAGAUCACGGAGAACAUGUUCCCACGCCCAACGAAUGAUCAGCUCACCAAGUUCAUGCAGAACUUCCGCGCGCAGAAGGGCAGGAUUGCCAACCCAUACGACGAUAACAUCGACUUUUCCGAUGUCAACGGCGCAGCCUAUAGUGUGUCCGACAGCGAGAGCGGGGAAUGCUACAAUCUCGCCUUCGAGAAGAUCACCACGCUGAUCCAAGCCGAGAUUGCAACGACGAUCACGGCACUCGGGGGACCGGAGAAAUUUAUCGUGAUCUUCAGUGGAGGCGGCUGCCUCGGCGUUCACAUAAUAAAUCUUCUGGUGGAAUGUGCCAAGGCCACGGGAGUCGAUGCAUUGAUUCAUGGUACCAAGGGCUUGGGCAAGAGUAAUCCGAACAGAAUUGGCAUGGUUGCCCGAGGGAAUGCCUACGCAAUGAAGCACGCGAUAUCUCUUGGCCAGUUCCUUGGUCGCGGCGCGACCUUUGGAAUCCAGACCGGCGACGGAGCUGGUAAGAAGUGCGAACUCAUUAUGCCGCUCGCCGGGUUGGGGGCGGCCGAGGGCGCCAACAUGCGUUUUGACGUCGAGCGGUCGCAGUUGGACAAGGCAGACGAGGCCACCAUGCCCAUGUGGCUGGUGUGCGACGCAUUCUUCGGGGACGUUCCGGAUCAGGGAAGGCAGAUGGCCUACACCACCUGCUACGACGUGUGCAGGCUCCGCGGUGUCUCGAGGGCGGGCGCAUACGUGUACAAAAUUCGCAUCGAGCGCGCCGAGCAGGAGGGCAUGGACGCCAUAGAGAAGGCGUCGAUUGUCAUCACGUGCAGAUUCACACCCGCGGGGCGCCGGCCCCGGAAGAACCCCCACGUGGACCUUGAGCCCGAGGUCAUUCCGAUCCACUAUCACAUCGGAUCGGGAUGCGCCCUGGUGGACGUGCGGAAGCUGGAGGCGGAGGCGGCGGCGGCGGGACAGGCCGAUGUACAAAUGGCCGAUGUCGAGUAGAUUCUUGUGUUGCCGCUGAUGGUCAAUGGGGUCAUGGCUCCGGACUGGGGGCAUGGGGUGCGCGCUUGGGAGAUGUUCUUGGCCAUUUUUUGGAGGCUGUGACGGGAAAACGGUGUAAGAUAGGUCUAUUUUAGCCUUAUCUAGAUCUCCGAAGAGAAA